Molecule: messenger RNA, 578 nt
Organism: Athalia rosae (coleseed sawfly)
Lineage: Eukaryota; Metazoa; Arthropoda; Insecta; Hymenoptera; Athaliidae
Product: zinc finger HIT domain-containing protein 1
Exons: 2
Coding region: 1-468 (155 amino acids)
Biological process (GO): chromatin remodeling
Cellular component (GO): Swr1 complex
Molecular function (GO): nucleosome binding
Source: RefSeq, a predicted model, not a curated record
AUGGCUGCGAGAGAGUCGGGUAGAAUAAAAGAUGCAAAUCAGAAAAGAAUUUUGGACGAUGUGGUACGAAAACGAAGGCAGAGGAAGGCUUUGGAAGCCCUUGAACAGGAUAAUUUUCACGAUGAUCCCCAUGCAGAUUUGGUCAUGAGCAAAAAAGUACCAAAAUUCCAAGAAGCAUUGGAGAGCCGCAGUGUAAGUAGAAAAAAAAAGACAAAAUCAGCUGAAUAUUACAAGCAAAGAUUUCGCAAAACCUUCUCGCAAUUAGUAGAAGAAGACCACAACUACAAUCCAUCACCACCUAAUUAUAGUUCAGCUCAAUCACAGCCCUCCCGAUUUCCAGACAGACACUUUUGUGCUGUUUGUGGAUUUCCAUGCAGUUACACCUGCAUCCCAUGUGGCACGAGGUACUGCUGUAUUAAAUGUUUGGGAACUCAUCUAGACACAAGGUGUUUAAAAUGGACAGCUUAAAACGUGAUUUCGUAUUAUAAUCUGCUUAUUCAUAUUGAACAGUAAAAUAAAUGUGUGAAUGUCAUUGUUUGAUCAAAUAUGAGAAUAAAGUAACUGGACUGUAUGUUUAA